AAAAAAACAAACAGCUGCCAUUGCUAUUAAAGAGAAUAAUAAAGUAAAAGAAGAAGAACCAUCAGAUGAAGAUGAUGAAAAUUAUGAAGAUGCAAUAGAAGAUGAAUUCAAUGAAUCAAAUGAAAAUCCUGGUCGUUUAGGUUUAUUUUUUGUUGGUAAUUCUGUUAAAGUUGCAACUAAAUCAAUUAUCAAUGGUGUCGAACAUUUACUUCAACCAUCUGAUGAAAGUGGUUUUAUUGAACAACAACUUGAUUUAUCGGUUAAUGAUAUUGAAAAACUGGGUACAAAAAUUCAUCCUGACUCGGAUGAUAAAAAGUUUGAUUAUGAAAUUGAACUAAAUGAAUCGAAAACAGAUGAAAGUUCACCUGAUUGCAAACCAUUCAAAUGUACUAUAUAUGUUCUUGCUUCUCAUGGUGUUAGUAUUAUAUCAGAUAUUGAUGAUACAAUAAAAGUCUCCAAUGUUCUUAAGACACGAUCGUUAUUAAAACAUACAUUUUAUAGUUAUUUUAAACCUGUUGAUGGUAUGAGUGAUUUGUAUCAAAAAUGGAGUGAACAAAAAUGUCAAUUUCAUUAUGUUAGUGCAAGUCCGUGGCAAUUAUAUCCAGCACUUCGUUGUUUUUUAGAAAAAUAUAAAUAUCCAAUGGGUACAAUGAAUUUAAGAAAAUUUGCAUGGAGUUUAAAAUUUCUUAAAGCACCCGAUGAAUAUAAAAUAGAAACAAUUACACCAAUUAUUCAUGCUUAUCCUGAAAGAAAAUAUAUUUUGGUUGGAGAUUCAGGCGAACUUGAUCCAGAAAUAUAUUCUAAACUAUAUAGUACAUUUCCACACAAUAUUGCGCAUAUAUUUAUUCGUGAUAUUUGUCGAACACCAGAAUGUCUACUAACAUGUCACGAACGAUAUAUAAAAACAUUUGAAAAUGUACCACAUGAACGAUAUACUAUUUUUAAAGAUCCAAAAGAAAUUGAAACAUCUAUCGAAAAAUUAAUUUCCACAUAA
Molecule: messenger RNA, 994 nt
Organism: Adineta steineri
Lineage: Eukaryota; Metazoa; Rotifera; Eurotatoria; Adinetida; Adinetidae
Source: the annotation of a GenBank genome assembly